Labrus bergylta (ballan wrasse) is the source of this 2205-nucleotide messenger RNA. Its product is annotated as calpain-1 catalytic subunit-like. The record is from RefSeq and is a predicted model, not a curated record. Gene Ontology annotation, cellular component: cytoplasm. Lineage: Eukaryota; Metazoa; Chordata; Actinopteri; Labriformes; Labridae. Gene Ontology annotation, molecular function: calcium-dependent cysteine-type endopeptidase activity. Gene Ontology annotation, biological process: proteolysis.
UGGUCCUGGAUCUCAUUUUUCUUAGCUGAGCCAAAAAGUGUUACAAUGCCUCCCCCCGGUGUGUGUCUGAACAUUAUGGAGGCUCGUCAGAAGAAAGAAGGUUAUGGAAGUGCUGACAACCCUGAGAAGUUUCUCAACCAAGACUAUCAGCAGCUGAAACAAUACUGCCUCAUCCAAGGAGUGAGAUACAUAGAUGAGAUGUUCCCCCCUGACAGGAACUCCAUCGGUGAAAGGAUACUGAGUCCCUCUGACAUGGACCGAGUGGUUUGGCUGAGACCAUCGAAAAUUGCUCCAAAUCCAGCCUUUGUAGUUGAUGGAUUGUCAAGGUUUGACUUUGGUCAAGGGCUUAUAGGAAACUGCUGGUUCCUUGCAUCUAUUGGAGCUCUAACAUUCCAGGAAAAGAUCCUUGGGCAAGUCGUCCCCCUUGAGCAAACGUUUGAGGAAAACUAUUGUGGGCUGUUCCACUUCAGGUUCUGGAGAUUUGGGAGGUGGGUGGAUGUCAUCAUUGACGACAAGCUUCCAACAAUCAAUGGAAGACUUAUCUUUGUUCACUCCAAAGACCAAAACGAGUUCUGGCCUGCUUUGAUGGAAAAAGCAUAUGCCAAGGUGUGUGGUUCUUAUACCGAUAUGAACGCUGGAACUCCUGCAGAAGCCAUGAUGGACUUCACUGGUGGUGUUCACAUGUGUAUCCAGCUGUCAGAUCCCCCUCAAAACCUUUGGGAGCUAAUGUACAGGGCUAGCCAGUCCAAGACCUUGAUGGGCUGUGGUACAUUUCAAGGGGAAACAUCUGACAAUACCAUAUUGUUAAAUGGAUUAGUCCAAGGCCAUGCAUACACUGUGACUGGUGUUAAACAGUUGAUGAGCCAAGAGAAACUGGUCGAGCUUGUGCGUUUGUGGAACCCCUGGGGCAAAGGAGAGUGGAAGGGAGACUGGAGUGAUCGGUCAUCCCUGUGGAAAACUGUAAAUGCUGAAGAUCGUGAAAUGUGCCUUUCAGUGGUGGAUGAUGGAGAGUUUUGGAUGACCCUGAAGGACUUUAGUACGUUUUACUCAAAUCUUGACAUUUGCUCCUUGUGUCCUGACUUCCUUGAUGGAAAUCAAUCCUGUUACUGGAAGAGUUCUUUACAUGAGGGAAGAUGGGUUGCAGGAACCACUGCUGGAGGAUGCAUGAACAAUCAAGACAGUUUCUGGACUAAUCCACAGUACCAAGUCAGAAUCGAUGGUGAACAUUCAGAGAAACAUGGUGACAAAAACAUGUUGGUGUCUCUCAUGCAAAAAUCUGACAAGAGGAACAGGCGCCUGGUCCAGAACCUGCACAUUGGAUUUUCUGUAUUUGAGGUGACUGGACAUAAGUCGCAGGCGGGUAAAUUCCCAGCCUCGUUCUUCAGCAACAACACACCUGUUGUGCAAAAUAAAAGCUAUAUGAAUGCUCGUGAGGUGAUGGAGCUUUUUACGCUGAAGCCUGGUGAAUACCUGAUUGUGCCGUCCACCUUCAAACCCAAUGAGACUGCAUCCUUCAUCCUGACCAUUCUCUCCAAAGCAGAGACCCACGGCUAUGAGAACUCUGGUGACCACAAACAUGAGCCAGUUGGAAAGCUCAAAAACGUCUCAAAUGUGCAGGAUGAUGAAAACAAGAAAAAAUUAUUCCGCCAACACUCUGACAAGUAUGAAGAAGUGGAUGCUGAGCAGCUUCAGAGACUUCUGAAUGACAGAAUGCUCAAAGGCGACCUAAAGUUUGGAGGAUUCAGCCUUGAUGCCUGUCGCAGCAUGGUGGCUCUGAUGGAUACAUCAAUCACUGGAAAACUGAAUGGUGAAGAAUUCCUUCGUUUGUGGAAGAAGGUUGUCACAUACAAGGAUAUUUUCUUCCUCACUGAUGUUUCACGCACAGGAACACUGUCACUCAGUGAGCUGAGGAAUGCAUUCAUGGCCUCAGGUAUGAGUGUCAGCGAUGACAUGCUCAACCUGAUGGCUGUGCGUUACAGUGACUCCACCCGACACAUGACACUGGAGAGCUUCAUCAGUCUCAUUCUGCGUUGGGACUGCAUGUGCAAAAUCUUCAAAGAGUUGUCAGACGGAAAAGCCAUGAGUCUGCGAGCGUCCGAGGUAAUGAAAAUACUGUUGAAGUUAGUUUCUCUGAAAAACAGAGGAAAGGAACAUGUGUAUGCUUUCUGUGAUUGGAGUUCUUUUGUAUACAAAGCACUGCAUUAA